Molecule: messenger RNA, 1905 nt
Organism: Cajanus cajan (pigeon pea)
Lineage: Eukaryota; Viridiplantae; Streptophyta; Magnoliopsida; Fabales; Fabaceae
Product: tetrahydroberberine oxidase
Molecular function (GO): FAD binding; oxidoreductase activity
Source: RefSeq, a predicted model, not a curated record
ACUCUUACGGGUGUACGUGCUUGAAUUAUCUCCUCCCAUGGCAGAAUAAGACAUGCGUUAAUAAAUCUAGUGUCUACACUUUUAGAUAUUUUGCAUUUCCCUUUUAUCUAAUUGCAUGCAUCUCUCGUUUGCACAAACACACCAUCAACAAAAUAUGAUGCAUCUGAGCUUGUAUUUUACCGUUGUUGCCAUUGCUCUUUUAUUUUCAUUUGCCUAUUCCACCCCAGAUACUCAUAAAAACUUUGUCGGAUGUCUUUACAAUUACCCCCAUAAUACCACCUCAAUCUCCAAGGCUGUUUAUACCCAAACCAAUUCUUCAUACUCGUUUACACUAGACUUUUCCAUUCGAAAUCUCAGGUUCUACAACGUAAGCUCAAAACCCCUUGUCAUUGUGACACCACUGGAUGUUUCCCACAUUCAAGCCACCAUAAUCUGUUCCCAACGCCAUGGCAUGCAGAUUCGAACUCGAAGUGGGGGCCAUGAUUACGAGGGUCUCUCGUACGUUGCGGAGGUUCCAUUUGUCGUCGUUGACCUCAUAAACCUUCGAGAAAUCAAUGUGGACGUAGAAAACAGCACUGCAUGGGUUCAAGCUGGGGCAACUAUUGGUGAACUUUACUACAGUAUUAGCCAAAAAAGCAAAACACUAGGGUUUCCAGCAGGCAUGUGCCCCCCUGUGGGCACUGGUGGCCACUUCAGUGGUGGUGGCUAUGGAUUCUUGAUGCGUAGGUACGGUCUUGCUGCUGAUAAUAUAAUUGAUGCACACAUAAUUGAUGUGAAAGGAAAUGUUCUCGAUAGAGCAGGCAUGGGUGAGGAUCUGUUUUGGGCCAUUAGAGGAGGUGGAGGAGCAAGCUUCGGAGUCAUCGUGGCUUGGAAGAUAAAACUAGUUUCGGUUCCAUCAACUGUUACAGUGUUCCGAGUUCCAAGGACAUUGGAACAGAAUGCAACCGAGAUUAUUCACAAGUGGCAGCUCGUGGCAAAUAAACUUGACGAGGACCUAACCAUUGGGAUCAACAUGGCUAAGGUAAAUUCAAGUCAAAAUGGGAAGCUCACAGUACAAGCUCAAUUUGUGUCCAUGUAUCUUGGAGGUGUGGAUGAACUCAUUCCCUUGAUGCAAAAGAGCUUUCCAGAGUUAGGUUUGGUCAGAGAGGACUGUACUGAGAUGAGUUGGAUUGAUUCAGUUCUCUACAUGGCUGGAUUUACAAGCGGUCAAUCCACUGAUGUUUUGCUGAACAGAACUCAAUUACAGGGUUUGUCGUUCUUCAAAGCAAAAUCUGAUUAUGUGAGGGAUCCUAUUCCUGAUGUAGGGUUACAAUGUUUAUGGCCCUUCUUUUAUGAAGAUGAGGCUCAAGCUGCUUAUGUUCAAUUCACUCCUUAUGGAGGUAGGAUGGAUGAGAUUUCGGAAUCUGAAAUUCCAUUCCCACACAGAUCUGGAAACAUAUUCCAUAUUCAAUACGGGGUGGAAUGGCAAGAGGAAGGGGAAGAGGCAGCACAAAGGCACGUGGAGUGGAUUAGAAGAGUGUACAGUUAUAUGGAAGCUUAUGUUUCAAAGUCUCCUAGAGCUGCAUAUGUGAAUUAUAGAGACCUUGACAUUGGCGUAAAUAACGAUGGCUACACAAGCUAUAGUCAAGCCAGCAUUUGGGGUCUUAAGUACUUUAAAAACAACUUCAACAGAUUGGCAAGAGUGAAGACAAGGGUUGAUCCUCUAAACUUCUUCAGAAACGAACAGAGCAUACCUACUAUUGUGUUGAAGGGACGCAAAUAGAAUUUCUUGUGGCAACAAAUGCCAUUAUAGAAUAAGCUGCUUUGUAUUUUACUUAUAUUCUGGAUGGUAAUAAGGAACCGUUCGACUCAUUUGAUGUUCUGCCGGUGAAAUUCGCUUAUCUAAUGCAUAUUCAUAGAAGUGUA